This is a messenger RNA of Plasmodium coatneyi, 4545 nucleotides long. RefSeq lists its product as uncharacterized. Gene Ontology annotation, biological process: retrograde transport, endosome to Golgi. The record is from RefSeq and is a predicted model, not a curated record. The coding region runs from base 1 to 4545 and encodes 1514 amino acids. NCBI's taxonomy places the organism in Eukaryota, Apicomplexa, Aconoidasida, Haemosporida, Plasmodiidae. The transcript is spliced from 4 exons.
AUGGAGAAAAAUAAAACGGACAGUGGGGGUAGGGACAAUACACCCCUCGAACAAACGCACAACUUGGUUCACAUAUCUAACGUGGUAUUGACUGACCACAUAAAAUGGGACAAAAAUGAAGUCGAGAAAAAUAGGGAAGACUUUAGGCAACCAAUUUAUAGCUCUUUGCCACCCCCCCUUUUGCAAAAAAUUAACAUUCGGGAUUUUGACGACUACAUUUGUUACAUCACGAAGAUCAACACACUGAGCGAUGUAAACCUACGCAACGUGGAUGAAAUUAGUCUGGACCACUUUGAACGCAUGUUGAAAAGCCCCCCCUUGGUUGAAGUGCAGCAACAUAUCGAACUUGCUUCUCAGGAGGGAGACACACAAUUGGGCUACUCAGUCAACCACUCGAGUGACCACUCCAACGGUUUGUCCGUCACCCCCCAAGCGCAGUCACAAUGGCAACCGAAACACGAUGCGUUGCUCCAGGAUGAUGCCUGGUGCAACCUGUCCAGUCUUACGCACCAGCAGGAAAAGCUGAACGAAACGCUGGACCACAUCGAUCGGGACAUAAACACCCUGAUCCGAAAGGAAUUCAAAAACUACCUACACAUAAUAGCCAUUCUGAACAAGCUAAAAGGAGAAAUAAAAAAUCUGCACGACGAAAUAAAAACGCUAACUACACACAUCAACGAUGUAAAAGAAAUGUUAUUAAAAAUUAUUCAUUUAAAAAAAUACAACGAUUUGAAGAGAAAAUGUAAAAAAGUAAAUCACCUACUUAACAAGUUUUUACACUUUCAAAGGUUAAUAAAAAUGCUGAAAAAGUUUUUACAAAAAAGGAAAUUUUAUCACUGUCUUUUUGUAGUAAAUAAAAUUUUUAAAAUUUAUUUGUUUUUUAAAAAAAAAAAAAAUUUUUUAUAUUUCCAGAAAUAUUUUUGUAAUUUUAAUAUAUCUUAUUUGAAAAGCUUCCUGUCUCAGAAUUUCCUUUUUUUGUUUUUUUUCCACUCCUUGUUGUUUUUGUUUCGAUCGAAGCGGGGGGGGAAAGCUUCACUUUGUUCUGCUCAUUCGGUUAGAAGGUGGGCUCGUCUGCUAUUGGGAAGCUCCCACAUGGGGAAGACUGUCCAUACAAGGAGAGAUGAUACCACCACUACCCAAGGGGAGACCCCCUUCAGUGACAACCCAACAGAGUUAAGCAAGCAGAACCUACACUACUUCAUUUUUUCCUCCAAAGGUGAGGCAAAAAUCAACGGCUUUGUAAAAUUUCACAAACGGGUGAACGAAGAGUUUAUGCGCAACUUUCACAGGAAGAAAAAAAAAUUUGUCAAGUGCCGCAAAAAGGAGGAAGAGAAUUUUUUUGUGAAACGAUGGCAGAAGGGAAUCUACACCCAUUUUUAUAAAAAGAUCAAAGACAGAGGAACCUUUGACCACCACCUUGUUCACCUGAAUAAUCUGUUCACCCCCGCACUAUUUUUUAACGACUUUUUCGACUCGUUGCGGAGUUUCUGUUCCAGGGAAAAUUACUUAAAGCAUUUUGUGGAUGACCUAUUUUACGAUGUUUUGCACGAGACGGUUUCGACUUUGCGGAACGAACAAUUGUACGACUUAGGGGAGAGAUCCCUCUUCGGUGCAAAGGAAGAAGAGGAAAGUCCCUCCCCGAAAGAAGCACAUCUAGAGUUAGACCUAGAUUUGAAACCAACCAGACCAGGCAAACCACAGAAAACAAAUAACUCACUACCUGCCGAAUGUACGAACCAUGUGGAGGGCUACCCCUCCGGAAGAAUAACCCUCACGUGCGAGCAUCUGGUAAUAGAAAAGUGUAGAAAAAAAAAUAUUCUCAAGUUUGAUCAGGACGGAUGCAGCAAGUUGUGCAGACAGGUGGGCCUUCUCCCUGUGCCCAAUUUAGUGCAUCUGUUGGGCACCUUUUUUGGGAAAAUAAAAAUUAUCCAAACGAGGAUGAAUAAGUGGGCUUCAUUUCUAAUGGGAAAAAUUAUUUCCUUCCUUUUGGACGAUAAGUGCGAAGACAGCUUUGCGAAGCACACGCCACACCUGUUAUCACACCUCACACCGCACCUCACACCGCACCUCACACCACUGCACAACUUCCCAUUCCGCAAAAGCAACAAAUCAUCCCACACGAUGAAACACGCAUUUUUCAAAUUCUGGAAAAUCUACCGAGAUAUGCACCACGCCCUUUUUAAACUCCUCCUCGAAAGGAUAAGCGACGUAUUAAAUGUUAGAAGGAGGUGCAGUGUCCACCUCGGCAUAAACCAGGUCAUUUCUCUUUACUGGACUAUUUUCCCCAUGUUAUCCUUUGUUCGCAGGAAGCGUCGAAGGCUGCGGCAGGAAUACCUUCGUCUUUUUGUUAACAGCAUGCAACGGGUUGUGAAAAACGCGCAAGUGUCUCGAACGAUGCACUUGUGGGGAAAACCAUUCCGUGUGAGGAGAACACUUACCAGGAACCACUUCACCAUCGUCAAAAAGGUGAAAACCUUAAACUGCAAUGUUGGUAAGUCACGGGGUGGAAUAAUAAAACUUGGGGGAGUUCCCCCUGUUUGUCUCCCCCCGAGGGAAGAAGCGAAGUGUUGUGAGGAUCAAGCACAUGUACCUAGUAACGUGGUGGACAAAUCGAAGGACAAUCUACCGGAACAGAGUGGCCAAUUCGGCGUGCAUAAUUGGAAACAAUAUACGUUGUACCCUACGGGAGAGUGUGACCCUAGGUACACCCUUCCCAGCAGCGCAAACCUGCGCAUAGGCAGUCAGAAUUUUCACGUCCCACGCAAAGUAAGCAUAGCCAUCCUGAGAGAUGGAAUAAGGGAGCAGGUAAAACUGGGCCGCUUCCUUCAACAAGUAAUUAAGAAGACACCACGUGGGAAGGAAGCCAAGUGGAAACUCACCCAUGAGGAGAGGAACCUCUGCAGAAAAAUUAGAAGACGCAUAAGAACAGAGGCGUUAGUUUCCAUAAAUCAUUUUUAUGAAUUUAAAAAAAUACAAAUGGAAAAAUCGCUGGAAAUUGAAAAAUGGAAUGUACUAGACGACAUUCCAGAGGAAAUAAAUGCUCAGAUGGAAAAAUAUUUUAAAAUAAAAAAUGAGCAUACAAAUAAAAUGUGCAUAAAUGAUGAACUGUUUUACUUAACCAACAGCAGCGUUUCUUUCCUGUGCAUUAUUUUUCAGUACAUCCACUUCAUGCUGUCCCUGCCGGACGUUUCGUUUGAAAUUGUCUCGAAGAUUUUAACCUUCUACGAUAAACAGUUGCUCAAAAUAGUGCAUCACUUCAUCAUGGAUGGACAUGCCGUUACCAACUGCACGCUCAAGAGCAUCACCAUUAAGAUCCUGUCUGUGGUUAUUCACACGCUCGAUUUUGCAGACUCCACGUUGAGGCGCGUUUAUGCCAUUUGGCACCACCUGCACACGCGCAGGGGGGAAGCCCCUUCAGGGGGGAUGAGCAACCAGAUGAACAACCAGAUGAACAACCAGAUGAACAGCCAGGUGAAUAGUGAGUUACUUCCCAAUUACGUUAUAAGCAGAAAGGAGGACACUCAUCGUGGAGACGCCCAAUUGGAAAACGCCACAACCAAUCUGUGGGGAAAUGCCCAACAAAGGCACCCUCCUGGGGACAAAAAAGAAGAACAAAAUGGGUUCACCACACCCCCUGCAGAUGAAUGCACCAAAGGGGAAAGAACGACCAUUAGUAAAAAGACGUCCUGCGGAGGGACCAACGAAAGGUUGUCCUUAGAAAAAAAUGAGAAAGAUACCCAUGAUGAUAUAUUACAAGGGAUGGACACCAACUGGGUAAGCAGUAUUCUAAUAGAUUUCACAAAACGUUUCAAGUAUCCCACUACACGCAAUCGUAAUCGUAUCCUUCGUGGGAUCUACCUGCCCAAACAGGAUGAAGAAAAAGUGAAAGAAAAUUUUAAGCAUAUGCUAGAUAAGUCCUUCCUUUUGAAGAAAAAAUUAGCGGAAAAAAUAGUUGAUAUUUUAUCGACUCGAUUUGAUUAUUAUACAAACAUUUGGCUGGUGUCGGAUAGCCUUCUGGAGAAUCACUUGGUGAACUCCCUUAGCUACGAGUGUGACAUACUGCCCUAUGGGAUGCAGCUUCGUUCCACCUUCAAGGUAGUACCCGAGGAGUGGCGUUUACUCGUGCAGUUGCAGCUCCUGACUACCUACCUGCGUGACGAAGACACCAGGAACAUCUACCGACAACUCUUCCAAGAUAUUGCAAACCGUUUCAGCCUGCGCAUCAAUGUCCUCAAAGGAAACGAAAAAUAUAAAAAAAUUAUUUCAAGGCUGCUCGAUGAUUCUGCACCAGCAAAAUCACAAAUAGACCAACUAAUUAUGCACUAUCAUAAUUACGAAUUUAAGGAGAAGACUGCUCAUAACAUUCACAAAAACGUCGGGGAUAAAAUCCUCAUUGACAUCACCAACGUUUUAAUUAUUCUCUACAAGGUCCCCCUUUUGUCUGAUAUCAUAGAAACCUUUUUAAACGACUUUCUUAAAAUUUGUAAGUCCCACUGGUAUGUAACUAUUGACCCCUUUGUAAUUCUCAGCAAGUACAAAAAGUAA